CACCGUAUUUACAUUUGUUUAUUUGUGUUCAUGUUUUCUGAGCUUGAAUGCAUUGAUCUCCUAAAAAACCUGUUGGUGCAUUUAUCACAAUCUCGAGUGUGUUUUACACGUCUAAAAGUUUCAGAGAAGGUUGUUCAGGCAGACGGUAGAAAAUGCCUUUCUACCAAGCUUCCAAUUGGUUGUGGGCAGUAGUGUAGUGAAGACAAGGACGCUCUCUCUCGGUGUUCAUGUGACCGGUCGACUCUGGAAUCCUCAGAACAUUGUCGCAGGACGAAGUGAUACCUUAUGGAUUAAUAUACGUAUUUUCUGAAUAAAAAAUUGAAUAAUGUUGUUCCACAUUGUGAUUUUGGGUAUGAUAUCAUGUGAGACUACGCGCAUCGCAUCAGCAGAGUUACAAAUGGACAUGCCUAAUGUGUGCGCCGACCAGGAGAUGUCCCUGCUGAGCGCCCGCCAGCCAUGUGUCCAAGCCCUCACACGGAUGGCCAAGGUUUGGAAGCAAGGAUGCACGGGCCAUCACUGGUGCCUGGGCCACGAGAGGAGGACCGGGUACUACACAGCCUACAGGCAGGUGUACAGCAUGGAGCUUCACACCGUGUAUCGAUGCUGCCCCGGGUGGAGCCAGAGGGGAGAAGAGAGGGGCUGUCUGCACAGGGUGUGCGGUGCUGACACCUGCUUCAACGGGGGCAGGUGUGCUGAAAGCGGGGAUCAGGUGUGCCUGUGCCCAGAAGGGUUUCAGGGAACACGCUGCCAGUAUGAUGUCAACGAGUGUACAGCUGAAAACGGAGGCUGUGAAGGAUCCUGCUGCAACGUCAUCGGCAGCUUCUACUGCAAGUGUCCGGAGGGCAGUCGACUGGGGCCGGACAGCAGGGCCUGCCAGGACCUGAAUGAGUGCGAGGAGAUGAAUGGAGGUUGCCAGCAGACUUGCGUUAACACCCCUGGGUCAUACCACUGUGAGUGCAGCCAGGGCUUCAGGCUGCACUCUGACAGCAGAACCUGUCUGACUGUGACGUCCUGCUCAGUGGAGAACGGCGGCUGUGAACACAGGUGUGUGGACCUGGGGAGCGAGCGCUUCAGGUGCGAGUGUAGAGACAGCUUCCUGCUGCAGCAGGAUGGGAAACACUGCCAGGGUGAGUGA
Molecule: messenger RNA, 1135 nt
Organism: Hypomesus transpacificus
Lineage: Eukaryota; Metazoa; Chordata; Actinopteri; Osmeriformes; Osmeridae
Product: multiple epidermal growth factor-like domains protein 6
Exons: 7
Coding region: 326-1135 (269 amino acids)
Molecular function (GO): protein binding; calcium ion binding
Source: RefSeq, a predicted model, not a curated record